Entelurus aequoreus (snake pipefish) is the source of this 1146-nucleotide messenger RNA. Its product is annotated as proton-activated chloride channel-like. The transcript is spliced from 8 exons. The record is from RefSeq and is a predicted model, not a curated record. Lineage: Eukaryota; Metazoa; Chordata; Actinopteri; Syngnathiformes; Syngnathidae. Bases 73 to 1146 code for a protein of 357 amino acids.
CGCCCCCACAGGCGUCGUUUUUUAAAACAUGUUGAGUGAAAGUUGAAAGAGUCCCUCCGUGGAGCCUAAGGAAUGCUCGGCAAAGACAACACGUACCAAGAGUUCAACGAUGACGACGACGCCAAUGCCGGGAACAACAGGCGGUCUCCAGACUUCUUUGGGGACCCGGUUGAAGACGACCAGGAUCCCGACGACAGAGUUUCACCAGAGGACGAGGCGAGGGGCAGCCUGUCGUCCAUCAUGGUGAGCAAAACCUGCCUGAAGAACGUCUUCACGGUGGUGCUCAUCUUCAUCUACCUGCUCCUGACGGCCGUGGCCGCCUUCCUGGCCUACCAGACCAUCUCCGACUUCCUGGAGAAGCUCAACAACCCGGUCAUGUCCGUCACCUACAAGGAGGUGGACGUCUUCUCGCCGCCAGGUAUCGCUCUGUACCCGGGUAACGCGCAGCUGCUGAGCUGUCGCCACCACGACCAUGACCGCGUCCCGCCUCUGGUGGACCCCGGCAAGCCCCAAGCGGGGGACUGCGUCAUCAAGGAGGUGACCUACUUGGGACCCUUCACCAAUGGAACACAGAAGAAGGCGCUGGUGGUCCGUGGCCCCUCGGACGUCAGGAACAAGGAGCUGAUCUUCAUGCAGUUCAGUCAGAACGAAACAGAGGAGGACUUCAGCGCCAUCACUUACAUGCUGUUCGCCAACUUUAGCGACCUCGCAGACAGUCGGAAUAAAUCCCAGUUCAUGAGGGACUGUGAGAGGAAUUACUCCAUGUGGACCUUCUCCGGGGGAUUCCGAACCUGGGUCAAGAUGUCUUUAGUCAGGACUUCGGGGAAGAGCAACGAAUCUGUGGAGUUUCGCCAAGAGUCGGCUGUGGUCAAAUUCAACGACAAGAGGCCCGAACCCGAGAGAAGCAACCAGCUCUUCUUUGCGGUUUUUGAGUGGCGGGAUCCUUUCAUGCAAGAAAUUCGACUGAUCGUGACCGCAAACGCAUGGAGCUCGGUGGCCAUUCUGUGUGGCGUUUUUAUGGCCUUCUUCAAGGCGGCCAACUUUGCCAAACUCAGCGUGCAGUGGAUCAUCAGGAUGCGCAAGAGGCACCAGAGGCACAAAGCCAGGGAGCUGAGUCCCGUCACGGAGGAGAGUUCACCCAAGUGA